CACAAAUCCAAUCAGCCUUGCCAUCUUCUUUUCUUUCCCACCUCAUCCAUUGCCGAUCUGCUAAGCACUCGAGUAGUCGCUUUCGGUACGUAAUUUGUGGUAUCGACAACUGUGCGAUUCCGCGAGUCAUCCUCGACGCGCUGCCGUUAGCUCGGUGACUUCAUCGACAUGGCAUCAGAAGCCUGCUCGACGCAAUCCGACUGUCCAGCUUCCCGUAGCAUCGCUGUUGAUGUCUGUCCAGCGGGCGCCGCCGCAGAGGGGCAGGACGGAGGCCACGAGGCUGCAGGAGCGCGCGGUCGUGGCGCGGAGCGAUUGGUGCAUUUGAUUCCUGUCGUCCUCAUGCUCUCGAUGGCGGUCCUCUGGACCUUCCAGAAAGACGUUGAAUUGUCGCCAUCGGUUGUGCAUUCCUCGUCGCAUCUCUCCAUCUCCUCGACUCUGCACCCGUCGUCAUUCAAAGCGGAUCGACGAUUGCUGGACGGAGCCGUGCAUUCGUCCGAUGUAGUCGACUCGGCCGCGGUUUCGCCAAAUCACCGCCGGUCGACACUCGGGGCGGGGAGCACAGGCGACGACUCGACGGCACGCGACGAGGCGCAAGAGGGGAGCCUGGGUGCCUCGUUUCGGGCGCUGCAGGAAUUGCUGAGGCCCCUGGGAAUGGCGUGACAGGUGGCAGCUGAACUGAAUUCGCGUGGCGGAGCGACGCGAAAUUGCGAGUGUUUUCAAGGAGGCCCACAUACGUCCCGAGUCCCGACGAUCAGAUACGCUGGUUAGACUAGUUGCGUUGCUGCGCGGUGCCUUGGCAUCCAAUAAGGGACGGCCGUCGCGCUGGUGUUGACCAGUUGGGCGUGCUGUGUGUCGAGGUUGUGCUCCGCCGCCGAGUGUCUUGCUUGGAGGUGGAGCAGGCGUCUAGCUUAGAAUACUGCCAUGUGCACAUCCGCGAUUGUUCUAAUAUGUUGUAUUAGCCAUAUUUAUGUGCAUUU
Closterium sp. NIES-67 is the source of this 977-nucleotide messenger RNA. The record is from the annotation of a GenBank genome assembly. Lineage: Eukaryota; Viridiplantae; Streptophyta; Zygnematophyceae; Desmidiales; Closteriaceae.